AUGUCCAUCACCAUAGAAUCCCUUAAGUCCAAGAGAAAAAAUGAGUUAAAAGACAUUGCACAAGGAUAUGGAUUAAAUACAAAAGGUUUACGCUGGGAGCUUGAAGAUAGAAUCAGAGCACAUUUAAUAGAAAAUGAGGAAGAAAUUAUAGUUGACAGCGCUUCGGACAGCACCCCUGCCCGUCGCCCAGGUCGUAAGCUGAGCACCAGUAGUAAUAGGUCGAAAUCCAAGAAACAGAGUUCCCCAAAUGGCGGAGGAAGAGCGUCCGAGGAGGAAUCGGAGGCAUCGGAAGUCGAGAUCAAACAGGUGACCACAAAACGACAAAACAAUAUGGGAGAUUCUUAUCCCUAUUUGAAUCAGCAAUUGACUGUUGGACAAUUAAUACAGGAGGUCGCCGUCAAUACACGGUAUCGAUCAACAAUCAUUACCGAAGAAACGAGCACCCAACGGGGUUUGCUCAGAGAAAGUAUCACUGGACUAAACAACUAUAUCCUUCGAUUGAGGAAGGAAUAUUCCAACACACGAACAUUUAUUCAAUGCAUCAUAUUUUUUGAACUUAGUGUUUUUUUAUAUUGCGCAAUCGAAUGGAAUUUGAAGAUCGCUACCAUACCUAUCCCAUCAUUCAUGGGAAUGGCGGAGUCUUGUGAUCUACACGGACCCGAUAUAUUUGUUAUCGUUGAAUGGCAUCGUUUUUGGCGCCCGUUGACAGCAUUCCUUAUUUAUCUACUUUUGAUACCACUCGGUUUCUCAUAUGUGUUUAACCUCGAACCACAACGCCAUUCACUUAGUCCCCUAGCAUUUUCUGUUGCACAGUGCGGAAUUUUCUUGGCCACCGUUGGUCAUUUCGAUUGGGUCGAAGACGUUCGCGAUUUCAUCCCGGAAAAUUUGAUUUACGCCGGUUCCGCUCAAUCGAUUUUCUUCUACGUAGCCGAAAUUGCAUCGAGGAAGUUCUUGGACGAGUUGGAAGUUGUGGCAAUCUCUUCACAAACUGAUCUUUUCGUCAAACAAAGGUUAAUCGGAAUAUUAGGAGAACUGUCACAAAUGUUUCAAGAUGAACCGAGUUUGUGGCCGAUUUCUGAUCUCUAUGGCAGGCUCAUUGGCGAAUCCAUUCCACGUCCACGCCAGGUUGAAAUCGAUCCUCAAAGACGAACAAUAUCCUCGAUUCCGACGCAAGCUAUACCGGCAAAGCCAUCAAUAGAACAGAUUAUGGAUGACGUUGAGCUGGCAAAGAACAAUACUCAAUUAUUUGCACAAAUGAUUUCAUUCACCGAUCCCGAGAACGAAGAUAUUACAAAGAACGAGUUGAUCCAGGAAUUCCGCGGAAAAUGUGAAGCGUUAAGUAAGAGGAUCAUUCAAUACAUUUCUGAAAUGCAGGACGAACAGUGGUUAAGUACUCUAAUUUCGACAAAUCAGGAAAUUAUGAAUACGUUUAAGAUGUACGAUGAAAUGGUGGAACGAGGACAUGUUACAAUGGCAAAGAACAAAUCGAGGGAUGCAGCCGCAGGGAUCGAUUACGAGAAUGAGGAUCCGGAUAAUUGCGCCGGAGUUGGUGGCAGUGGAACAUCACAGCUAGACCCCUUUUCAGAUCUAAACGAGCUAAGAUCUGAUACAACAAUUCCUCGAAAGAGUGAAAGAUCUAAGGGCAAAAAGCCCGCGUCUAUAUAUUAUGACGAAGACAUAUUUAAUGAGGAUGAAUCGGAUAAGAAAACCCGAUCCCAAUAUCCUCCCAACCUAACCGAAUGCAGUCGACCCAACGAUAAUCGAAAUGACAUCAAUGGACGGCAGGAACACGCGGUCAUUUGA
Molecule: messenger RNA, 1803 nt
Organism: Acaulospora colombiana
Lineage: Eukaryota; Fungi; Glomeromycota; Glomeromycetes; Diversisporales; Acaulosporaceae
Source: the annotation of a GenBank genome assembly